This is a messenger RNA of Vicia faba (fava bean), 492 nucleotides long. The record is from the annotation of a GenBank genome assembly. NCBI's taxonomy places the organism in Eukaryota, Viridiplantae, Streptophyta, Magnoliopsida, Fabales, Fabaceae.
AUGGCUUCCUCUCAACAAAAUCCUCAAGGUUCUCAAAACAUUCCUGGUUCUUCCUCCUCAAAUGAAGAAAGGUACAUCGAACCCUCAAGAACUCUUCUCACACUCAUUGAUUCUCUGGAAGUUCUGUGUGAGCUUAUUGUUGAUUUCGUAAGCAUGAAGGAAAAUGGGUAUGAUUUGAUCCCUGAUGUUGAGUUACAAGGAUGGACUAAGUAUUUUGAUCGCCUCAUAGGUCACGAAGGUGGCGGUAUUCGAUGCAGUGAUAUGGCAGAUAAAAGUUCUGACCUAACCAAGGUCUCAAAGGAAAUUUUUACUUCUGGCCAAUCAUCCAACAAAAUCAAAUAUCUAAAGGAUUACCUCAGAAUUUGGUCCAAAAUAAUUCUGGAAUGCAUCAAUCACAGGAAGCCUACAAGUUCUCCAGACUACAUCAACAUUGAUCAAAAAGACAGGUCUGAAUCAAGAGCAUCAGGUGUCGCGCCCCAAUUAAGGUUUUGA